AUGAUACAUUCUAUUAUUCAAUUUUAUCCAACUAAUAAUGGUUCUAGAUAUCCAUUUAUCAUAUUUCAUGAUGAAAAUUUUACUUCAGUCAUGCGUCAACAAAUAUUAUUAUGUGUUCUCAAAAACGACAAAACGAUAAAUAUUUCAUUUGAACUCAUUAAUUUUCAAACAACAGUACAACCAUCUGAUAAAUCACGAUUAGAAAAACCAAUUGGAUAUCGUUUAAUGUGUCGAUUUUGGAUAUAUGAUGUUUUUUAUCAUCCAGCUAUUCGUCGAGGAAAUUAUGAGUAUUUAAUGAGAAUGGAUGAUGAUUCAUACUUUAUGGAUACAGUCGAAAAAGAUAUUUUCCUUGAUAUGAAUAAUCGAAAAUUAGAUUAUAUUUAUCGAUCUUCAUAUUCGGAACCGACAACACCAAUGCAACCAAUCUUACGACGUUUUCUCAAGGACACGAUCCUUAGUCGUAGUUGUAUUUAUAAUAAUUUUUUUGUUAUUCGUUUGAAAUGGUAUUAUGAAUCAAAACGUGUUAAAAGUUUUGUUCAUGAAUUGAUUGAAGAUGAUUUAAUACUUCGAGAAUAUAUCGGUGAUGGAUGUGUUCAUUCAGCAAUGCUUGAAAUUGAUAAUCAAGUUAAAGUUGAAUAUGUGACUAAUAUUCCUUAUGGUCACAAUUUCCAUUUGAUGCCAUUGGGUUACUUCAAAAUAUUAUUUCGUUUUGCAAAAACAUUUGAGAAAGAGAUGAACAAAUUCUGUCAACAGUUGACAGUACUUAGAGGUGCUCGAGGCGUAUUAAAACGAAUCAAAAUAUCCUAA
Rotaria sordida is the source of this 807-nucleotide messenger RNA. NCBI's taxonomy places the organism in Eukaryota, Metazoa, Rotifera, Eurotatoria, Philodinida, Philodinidae. The record is from the annotation of a GenBank genome assembly.